UAGUUCUUCGCUGAAAAGUGUAUGGUGAAGACGUUAUUUUUCUAGAUAUUAUUCCCAAAUCUAUUCGUUGUCUUUAUCAAUAAAAUCUAUAUUUAGUAUAUAUAAAAAUGUACGUAAAUUCAUUGUGUAGUAUAUAAACUUAAACCUACAAUGUUAGUUUGAUGUGAUGACAUCUAACGGGAAAAAAUAUAACAGUGAAAAUAAUAUAUAUUUUGAUAGUAUAUUUUAAGGUUAUAUAUAUAUAUGUUAUACUGCAAUAUAAUAUCUACUAUUUGAAAGAUGACAACCCCAAUAAGUACAGCAAUGGAUAGAUUAAGUGCUGCAUUAAAUUCAAAUAUAAUACCAAAUCAAGAAUAUUUACUCCAAGGCUCGGUAUUAGACAGUGCUGUGGAAGUGUUGCUUCAUAGAUUAAGAGGCUUAUGUGAUAAUGUUGAUAGCGGUCCUGAAACAUUCAACGAUCAUGAAAUGUGUUUUAGUAUUAGAAGAGGACCUCCUCCUGAACAACCAUUACUGUUAAGAGUUAGAAGGGCUUUGGAUUAUCAAGAUAUGCCUUGGCAAUUAAGAUAUAUAGGUCAACCAGAAUUAGGUGAUAAAUCACGUCCUACAAUUGUACGCAGCAGUAUAGAUAUUGCUACCAGCAGUACCGUUGUUGAAUUUUUAACAGAAUUAGGUUGUAGAUUGGAUUUUGAAUAUAUAGCUAGAGGUUAUAUGUUCCGCAAAGGUAGAAUGAAAGUUACAGUAUCAAAGAUUUUUAAGAUGGGUCAGCAAGGAAAAAUACCUGAAAGUGUAGAAGCUAUAUCCCAAAGUUAUCUGGUAGAAUUAAGUGUUCUUGCACCUAGUGGUCAAGAUGCAAUAGCAGAGGAUAUGAGAAUAUUCGCAGAACAGUUAAAACCGUUGGUUCAGCUUGAAAAGAUUGAUUAUAAAAGACUUGUUCAUUAAAGUAUACAUUUGAGAAAAUAUAAAGAAGAUAUAAAUAUCAUAUUUUGUAUUAGAAUUAAUUUAAUAAAAUAUAAUAAUAUUGCAAAAUAUCCCCUUUUGUAUAUGAUCUUAUGAAGUAAAUUAUUCAUUUUAAAAA
Molecule: messenger RNA, 1075 nt
Organism: Vespa velutina
Lineage: Eukaryota; Metazoa; Arthropoda; Insecta; Hymenoptera; Vespidae
Gene: MED18
Product: mediator of RNA polymerase II transcription subunit 18
Exons: 3
Coding region: 280-939 (219 amino acids)
Biological process (GO): termination of RNA polymerase II transcription; regulation of transcription by RNA polymerase II
Cellular component (GO): mediator complex; core mediator complex
Molecular function (GO): transcription coregulator activity
Source: RefSeq, a predicted model, not a curated record